UGAGAUUUUCAACAAAUAAAUAUAACAUGACAUCUUUUGAGAGUAUAGUUGGAUUUGAUUUUGAUGACCUUCUCAAGGUGGAUCCAUUCAAGGAUGUAUACAGCAUUGUAUCUUUCAGUAUAUUUGCAACAUUUGUGGCAACUAUUCUGAUAUUGAUUGCGGUUGCGUUCUUGUAUUCUUUCUGCGAAUGCUGUUGUCCAUGCUUGACAACAACAUCCAGAAAGUCUGAACCUAAAUCACCAAAGAUGAAGAAAAACAAUAAAGUGGAGCCAGCUGGAAAAGAAAAAAUGGAAAUGGAAGAUCUUGCCUGGUAGACAUAUGCUCAUAAAAAACUAUAGAUUUGUUAAGCUUUAACAACUGAAAAAUUUAAAUCAAGAAAAUUUUUUGAAAACACAAAGUUUCAUUUCACUUUAAAUAGACACCUUGAUUGUAUAAUCUACAGUUUACAAGAAUCUGACUCUAAAUUAUCUACCGUACUUCAAUAUUCCCCUGUUUCUAUUUUAUAACUUUUCGAGUAAUGUACACAAUUUUUUGUCAAUUUGGUACUUUUCAACCAUAUAUGGUACAGACAAUAUAUAAAAUAUUUGUAUGAAUUGUUAAAUCUUGCCUCUAAUCUUACACUCAAACACAUUUCAUGCAUGUAAGCUGUUUAUCUUGUCGCGUUCAACUUGCCACGUUUUUCAUUAUAUGCCUUAUUUGUUUUCAUAACUAUUCAGAUUGAUGUAAUUCAUUGUAUUGGUGUAUAUUUUAAUAACACUUAGUAAUAAAAAAUUCGAUUCAUUUUAUUUCUGAACAGUACUCUACAGUUCAUUGGUUUUAUUCAGCUUGAUAAAAAAAUUCGAAAAUAUCUUGUAAACAAAUUGUAGCUUUUUUCAUAUUGGAGUCCUGUGACUACCAUUAUUUUAUGUGCCUUUGACAUGACCUUAUCUAUAUUGUAUAAUCAAAAACUCAUUGUAUACUGAUAUAACUGAUGUACCUGAAAUUCUACAUUGAUAGAAACAAUGCAUUAUAUUUGUAUAGUUGAUACAUUAUUUAGAAAGUUAUGGUAUGGCUGGUUAUUGUGUGUCUUUAUAUCUUUUUCUAGUCCCAAGCCAUAAAAUAUGAUAGAAUACAUAGUAGUGCAUUAGUAUAUGCAGAAGGGAAUAUAUGAUUCACAUUAGAUUGCAGGUUGCAAUCUUCAUUUUUUGAUAGCUCUUCAUAAGGGCAAAAUUGCCAGAUGAAAUUUUUCAAGCCCCAAAGAAAGUAUGUCCACUGUGUGCUGUUUAUGCCAGAUUAUGUUGCAUUUCCAAGAUUUUCUUCGUACUGUGAUUCAAAAAUUUUUAUAUUCCAAUCGUUUACAUUGAAUGACUAAUAUAUGCUUGCCUUAUCUUUUUAUGUUGUUAUUUUGAGCACGAUUUAGUGUAGGGAAUUUUUGGUCAAAUGAUUCCUAUUAUCAUUUUUCAAAGUCUGAGUUACCAAUCGAAUUCCACAAUAGUUUGAUUUUCAGUUUUCUGGAUAAGCCAUCUUAUUAUGCCUUCCACUGUGCUGAUUGGAUUUAUAUUAUUUCUAGAGUUGAUUAGAUGUUUGUUGCAUUUCUUGCCUUGCUAUACAAAUAUGAACCUGAUAAAACUGAGCAUGGAGAUGCAUGGAGUACACAAGGGCCAAGGAUAAAUUGUGUCACAGAUUCCAAAGUUUGAAAGAUUCACAUUAUUUCUUGAAAAUUUUUUCUGUAUCAGAAUUUUGGUAAAUUAAAUUUAGUUUAGAAAUACUGAAAAAAUGAUUUCAUUUUUUCAAUUCGGGAAAAGCAUAAUUUUUCAUGUCCCUUGUUCAUUGAAUUACAACAUUAUUGCCAGUUAAAAUGAAGGUUUCUGUUUUAUGAGUAUUUGACAAUAUUGUUUAUAUAUCCA
Messenger RNA from Styela clava, 1886 nucleotides. RefSeq names its product small integral membrane protein 18-like. Lineage: Eukaryota; Metazoa; Chordata; Ascidiacea; Stolidobranchia; Styelidae. The record is from RefSeq and is a predicted model, not a curated record.